Molecule: messenger RNA, 437 nt
Organism: Neurospora hispaniola
Lineage: Eukaryota; Fungi; Ascomycota; Sordariomycetes; Sordariales; Sordariaceae
Exons: 3
Coding region: 201-389 (62 amino acids)
Biological process (GO): mitochondrial respiratory chain complex I assembly
Cellular component (GO): mitochondrion
Source: RefSeq, a predicted model, not a curated record
GGACUCUUCGGCCUGAAGCAAGGUAUCUUCCUAACAAUAAACUGAGUGUGAAGAGAAGGGGAAGAAGAACGCCAACGUCACGAGUGUCAUCGCCUCCAAAGCGAGGCUAUCUACAUCGAGAAUCUCCCAGUCAACCACUACACCUGAAUCACACCUUCUCGUCGAGAUCGAAAGACAAAGCACUUAGACGGAACGUCAACAUGCAGCCACCAAAAACCACCGUCCGUCCCAUCCAGCGGUUUGCCUCGGCCGUGUCCAAGUGCUCCGUCGAGUCCGCCGCCUACGGCAAAUGCAUCCUAGCAGACUACAACUCCGUCCACAAGGACAUGUGCGUCAAGGAGUUUAUGCGCUUGAAGGAUUGUUACUUGUUGGCCGCCAAGAAAGCAUAGCUUACCUAGUCUGCCUCUAGGUAAACCACAAGACAUCAAGUACCAGAA